Molecule: messenger RNA, 825 nt
Organism: Solanum lycopersicum (tomato)
Lineage: Eukaryota; Viridiplantae; Streptophyta; Magnoliopsida; Solanales; Solanaceae
Product: E3 ubiquitin-protein ligase RMA1H1-like
Biological process (GO): ubiquitin-dependent protein catabolic process
Cellular component (GO): endoplasmic reticulum
Molecular function (GO): ubiquitin protein ligase activity; metal ion binding; ubiquitin-like protein conjugating enzyme binding
Source: RefSeq, a predicted model, not a curated record
CUUCUAAUUGUAUUCUAACUAUUUCUUCAUCUUGCCAAUCACCAAAAUAAAUCAAUACAAAGAGAGGCAAAUAUGGCCUUAGAACAAAUUUUUCAAGACCAAAUAGUGGAAUUUGAUCAACGCGAUAAUUCUUUUGAAAAAUGGAAGACAAGCAAUCUCGAUAAACUUGAAGAAAAUUCACCUCAAGGUUUCGAGUGCAACAUUUGUCUAGAUCUUGUGCAUGAUCCUGUUGUUACAUUAUGUGGUCACCUCUAUUGUUGGCCUUGUAUCUACAAAUGGAUACAUUAUAACGCCUUAUCAUCUGAAAACAUCGAUAACAAACAGCCAAAAUGCCCUGUUUGCAAAGCUGAAGUCUCACAAAAAACAUUGAUUCCACUCUAUGGCCGCGGUCAAGCUACAAAAACAUCAACCAAGGCCAUGAGUCUUGGUCUAGUCAUACCACAAAGACCUCCUAGUCCGAGAUGUACGAGUCACGGACUAAUAGAUAAUAAUAAUAUUUCUCCUUUAUCUCAUGAUGAUCAUCGAAAUCAUAUAACUUUAGAACAUAUGCUAAGUCCUGGUGGCACGACAACAGGGGAAAUUGUUUAUGCACGAAUGUUUGGGAACUCAUUGAAUACUGAUUCGUAUACAUAUUCGAGUUCAUACAGUCCAAGGUUAAGAAGACAACUAUUACAAACGGAUCAAUCACUUAGCAGAAUCUGUUUUUUCCUAUGUUGUUGUUUAGUAACAUGUCUUCUCUUGUUUUGAUCAUCUUCUUCGCGUGUUUACACAAUGUAAUUAUAUUUAGUAACGCGAUAUAUUAUAUGAAUAUACGUUUUUGAUCAA